AUGCGCCUGCGGCCGCUGCCCCUCGUCGUGGUCCCCGGCUUGCUGCAGCUGCUCUUUUGUGACAGUAAGAAGGUGGUUCGUGCCACAGAGGGGCUGGAUUGGGAAGACAAAGAUGCUCCUGGGACAUUGGUUGGAAAUGUGGUGCACUCAAGGAUCAUCAAUCCUCUGCGCCUGUUUGUUAAACAGUCUCCAGUCCCAAAGCCUGGACACUUGGCCUAUGCGGACAGCAUGGAAAACUUUUGGGAUUGGCUGGCCAAUGUCACGGAGGUUCAGGAGCCAUUGGCAAGAACUAAACGGAGGCCGAUAGUAAAAACGGGAAAAUUUAAGAAGAUGUUUGGAUGGGGUGAUUUCCAUUCCAACAUUAAAACUGUCAAACUCAACCUCCUCAUCACAGGGAAAAUUGUCGACCACGGAAAUGGAACCUUCAGUGUUUAUUUCCGACAUAAUUCCACAGGCCUGGGCAAUGUUUCAGUGAGUUUGGUACCCCCCUCCAAAGUGGUGGAAUUUGAAGUUUCCCCACAGUCGACCUUGGAGACCAAGGAGUCCAAAUCUUUCAACUGUCGCAUUGAAUAUGAAAAAACAGACCGGGCGAAGAAGACUGCCCUGUGCAACUUUGACCCAUCGAAGAUCUGCUACCAGGAGCAGACUCAGAGCCAUGUGUCUUGGCUGUGCUCCAAACCCUUCAAGGUCAUUUGCAUUUACAUUGCCUUUUACAGUGUUGAUUAUAAACUUGUGCAGAAAGUCUGCCCGGACUACAAUUACCAUAGUGAGACUCCAUACUUAUCUUCUGGCUGAAUUUUUCCACAAUGACAUAAAUGAGGGAUGAAUAUAUAUUUAAUUAGAAUGACCAAGAACCAAGCCCAGCUCUUCAUGAUAAAGGAUCCCUUUUAUUUCUGUCAGUGAACCUUAGUUCCCUAUUAGAUUUUCAAAUUAAAAAAAGAAAGAAAGAAAAAGAAACAUCUUUAAAUGUUAAAAUGUGUUUGUUUUGGUCUUAAGUACCUUAAUCUAGAAAGUCAAACUGUGUAUGAAGCCGUCGCUCCCCUAUAGGAUGGCUAAGUCCUAGAAAUAUUGUGAGAAAGAACCGAAUUAUGCAUGUGAUAAAUAUUGCUCUUGAAAUGAGCCUGCCUUUGAAAUAUGUUUUGGAAGGUUACCUUAAAAAUAGCAGAUUCCAUAAAGUAACUGAAAAGAUUGGAUUUGAAAGAGGAACCACAUUUCUGAAAUCAAACUCUUGUUUUUAUUGCUGUCUUUCCCUCCACAUCUAUGCUGUUAUUGAUAUGAAAGAUGAAGGGGGUAAAAUUUUGUUUCAGACCUGAUGUGUGAAGUCACCGUGCCACAGUGGAACAGAACACAUUAUUAUCUGGAGUGAGAUGUGACAUUAACAUUUAGCUCUGUGCUGGUCACCAUCCUGAGGAUACUCGUCUGAGGAGUAAUACUGGUGGGUUGGGAAAGCUAAUCUGGUUACAUUUUAAGUCAGUCCCACAAUAACGAAGGUCAUGAUGUCAUGAUGCUUUUAGAUUCUUUUGCCAAAUUCAAGGCUGUGAGAUCGACAAAAAUACCAUUACAUCCAUAUUCAUUCUAUUCAUUUGAUAGUGCGAUUUUAUAUACACAUCUGGAAGAACUCUGAAAGUGAAAAUGGUUGUUCCCUACAGGUUAGAAUAGGGAAAAACGAUUGGAAGUGAACUGACAAAAUUCCAGGAUUGUGGAUUCAUUAUUACUAGCCUCCCAGAUUCAGGAUUUUUUUUUUUUUGCAUUUAGUUAAUUAUUUGAAUGAGGGAUUGAAUUCUAUGUGGAAAUAAAGAGUGUAUUUAAACAUUACGGAUUAUUAUUAAGUGGUAACAGUGAGGACACCUGAUUCACCAGGCUUUUGAAUUCACUUCAACAUUACUGUGUCCUCACCGUUGGUGUCCUUGCCAUCUUCUCUGAGGGGUAUGGACAGUCAUCCUGCCUCGCAAAGCUGGAUAGUCUUCGCAUUAGCCCAGAAAGGAGGGUCUGGCUGGCCAGUAAUGUUUCUAGAACUUGUAAGACUCCUGGAACAGCUACUCUUUUUACAGGAGGUGUUAACUUUACCCCCACCCCCACCCUUUAUUUGUAAAAUAUCAGUUGAAGUAAAACAUUAAACUGAAGGAAGACCAGUUUAACCAACAAAAAUGCUCUUCCCGCAUUGUUUAACAAGCCGACGGCUCUGUCCUCUGCCUCUCCGUUCCUUUCCUUUUACUGGUGAUAUCUGUACAGUGUUUGAUUUUGUCUUUUGUAAAAAUUGUACUAGGCUUAGUGUGUGGUAGUACAGGCUUGACAUUUUUGCUCUGAGUUCAUCAGGUGCUUUUGCAAUUUUGUGGUCGGUGUGAAAUAUUUUGAGGCAUCUUUUUAUUUUCAUCUAGAAACAAGAUUAAAAUACUAUUUAUUGUAAAAUACAUGGGAACCAUAUAUGUAUAUAUACUUAGAAUUUUCUGUGUACAGAGAAAGUAUGUGUACACAUUUCUAUGUAAAUAAAAAGAAUUUGCUAAAUCUGU
Molecule: messenger RNA, 2510 nt
Organism: Suricata suricatta (meerkat)
Lineage: Eukaryota; Metazoa; Chordata; Mammalia; Carnivora; Herpestidae
Gene: NXPH2
Product: neurexophilin 2
Exons: 2
Coding region: 1-795 (264 amino acids)
Molecular function (GO): signaling receptor binding
Source: RefSeq, a predicted model, not a curated record